AUGAUGUCCUCGACUAGUGAAGAGGACCCCUUCCUCCAAGUCCAACAAGAUGUCCUCACCCAACUCCAAACCACCCGCCCCCUCUUCACCUCCUACCUCCGCAUCCGCUCCCUCUCCUCCUCCACCACCACCACCCCAUCCCCAGAACUCAUCUCCGCCCGCGCCGAACUCCAGUCCUCCCUCGAAUCCCUCUCCGAAGACCUAUCCGACCUCCUCGCCUCCAUCCGCGCAAUCGAAACCAACCCCUCCCACUUCAACCUCUCCCCAACAGAAAUCACCCGCCGCAAACGCCUCGUGCAGGAAGUAGGCAAUGAAAUCGACGACAUGCGCGAGGAGCUCUCCAAGACCUCCAGCAGUCUCCCAGACCCAUCCUCCUUCGCCGAUCUUGACAAUCCCGAAAGGGGGGAGGACUACGCCGCUCAGUUCGAGCAAGAGCAGCAGGUCAUGAUGAUGCGGGAGCAGGAUCAGCAUCUGGACGGAGUCUUCCAAACAGUGGGCAAUCUGCGGCGGCAGGCGGAUAGUAUGGGGCGGGAGCUGGAGGAGCAGGCCGAGAUGUUGGAGGUGGUGGAUGGUUUGGCGGAUAGGGUAGGGGGGAGGUUGCAGACGGGGAUGGACAAGAUGAAGUACGUCCUGAAGAGGAAUGAGGAUACGCUGAGUAGUUGUUGUAUCGGGGUGCUGAUAUUGGUUUUGGUGAUUUUGUUGGUGAUACUGUUGAUUCUAUAG
This is a messenger RNA of Podospora anserina S mat+, 723 nucleotides long. RefSeq lists its product as uncharacterized. Lineage: Eukaryota; Fungi; Ascomycota; Sordariomycetes; Sordariales; Podosporaceae. Bases 1 to 723 code for a protein of 240 amino acids. Gene Ontology annotation, cellular component: membrane. The transcript is spliced from 2 exons. The record is from RefSeq and is a predicted model, not a curated record. Gene Ontology annotation, biological process: Golgi vesicle transport.